UUUGUUUCUCUUGAGCUUUCAGAACCGCAAAACUGCAGAAGUGUAAUAUCACAAACAUAACAUAGCAGCCGCGAGAGAGGAAGCAGCAACGAGAACCCAGAUGGAGGGGGGUAGGAUUGCUGAAGAAAUUUAUGCUGAAAGUUUACAACUGUCAAAAUUAGAGCUAACGUCAACCGGUGCUGCUGAGCAAGAAAAUAAGCUUAAUGAUUGUGAUGAUAGUGAUUUUGGUCUUGAUGGUUCUGUCUGGGAUGAUUCUGAUGACAAGUUGGAGCGCUCAUCAGAUUUGAACAGAGAGUGGCAGAGGAGGCAUGACCAGUUCCAUACGAUUGGGUACCGUGAUGGUCUUAUAGCGGGGAAGGAAGCAUCUGCACAGGAGGGUUUUAAUAUUGGUUUUAAACAAUCAGUUCAUGCUGGUUUUAAUUGGGGUGUUGUGAGAGGUGUAGCCAGUGCUUUUGCUUAUCUUCCAGAUAAGUUAAAAGAGAGGUUGGUUGAAACACUUGAAAGAAGAGAUGAAUUCCAACAGCUGCACGAAUCAGUGCAUUCUUUGUCAACAACAGAUGCCCUUAGAUUGUUUCAUGAGGACUUCAAAGCACAAGAAGCUUCAGGGCAGAGUGAACACGUAGAGGAUAGCUGCGGCAUAGCAGGUUUGCAGGAACAAGCUUCACAUGUCUCUCACUUGACAAAUUAUAGUGGAAAACUUGAAUCUCUGAUUCAUGAUUCCCCUUCCAUUGACAGUCAUUUACCUGAACCAAAAUAAACUGUGAUCUACCACUCAUGUAAAACACCUUAGCCUAGAAUGGUAAGAGAUUAUGCAGUACUUGAGACUUCUGCUAAAUUUGAACGCAGUUGAACUCAACAAAGCAAGUUGAAAAUACAGUUGUUAAUUUCAAUUUACAUACAUUCUCAGUGUUUAUCA
Messenger RNA from Lotus japonicus, 916 nucleotides. Its product is annotated as protein YAE1-like. The record is from RefSeq and is a predicted model, not a curated record. The transcript is spliced from 5 exons. Lineage: Eukaryota; Viridiplantae; Streptophyta; Magnoliopsida; Fabales; Fabaceae. The coding region runs from base 101 to 757 and encodes 218 amino acids.